AACUCUUAAUGUUAUCAUUACAAACCUCGCUGUGUCCCCUGUAAAAACAACACAGGGGCUCUGUCUUUAUUUACACAGUGAUCACAUGUGACCUCUUCACAAACCUUCACAUCCCGGUCCCCCUCCUACCCACCUGGGUGACUUAUGGUGUUCGUACAGGGUGAGGUAGUAGGUUGUGUGGUUUCAGGGUUGUGAUUUUACCCCAUCAGGAGCUAACUAUACAACCUACUGCCUUCCCUGGAGGGCAGCAAUACAUCACAGGAGCACACACCCUUGUUACCUUUCUGCUUAGGAAAAAACAAACAUCUCAUGACUCUCGUUUACUAAGCUCAACAAAGGACUGGAUUUUGAUUUGGAAGGUUUCAUUGAAUCGGUGAGUGAUGCUGAUCACAAUAUGUGUUUGAUAGCAGCAUUAAUAUCACUCGAAAAAUUUUUAAAUGGUACAAAAUAAUGAGGAAAAUGUUGUUGGCUUUAAAACUUUUAUUUAAGCAUCAUUCACGUUUAACUUGUGUUUACUUACUCAUCAAUAAAGACUGGAUAAGAAAUAACUGCAGAACAACCAAUGAUUGGAGUCUUAUCUUUUCAGUGUUCAGAAGUACAGAGGUGCAAGAGUCAAGUCUUAGUUGUUAGAAUAUUUUCUUAAAAGGGUUGCCUUAUUCUGUAAUCCUUUUAAGGAGCUCAUUGUAUGUUGAAAUACUAAUCGUAAAAGCCUCUGUGGCUUAGGAGCAUGUAGACAUGUAUCCAUCUGUCUGUUUCUAGAAGAAUGCUCCGAAGUGUGUGCAUCAUAUGUCUUUGUACUUUAAAACAAAGGCAGUUAUUUGGGAUUUUCAAUGUAAGAUAUUAAUGCCUUGGAUCAAAGGAAAAGAAAAUUCUAGAAAACAACUUGAAGGUAGAAAAUUCAAAGUAAACAACCAGAAAAGAGUCAUACUGUUUUAUUUGGUCUAAACAGUGUCGGACAGAUUUUCAGUACAGAAACUCCACUUCAGAAUGUAGUUAUAGGUUUUGAGUUUUCAAGUUUGAUCCCACAUUUCUCCAAAGCUGAUAACUGCUACUUAAUUGAGCAGAAAGCUGUCUCUAAUUCAGAAAACAUGAGUGUGUGUGUUUCUCUCACAGAUGGAACAGGAAGCUAGGUCCUGAGGUCAUCAGCAAAAGAAAAAUCAUAAAUUAUCAACCUCCCACUGGUCUGUGUGAGAAAACACUGAGCACCUUCGGAAGUAUUUUGGUAUCUAGCUGUACUGUGGAAGUCAACAGGAAAAGAUAAUGGCCAAAAUACCCAAGAAAGUCCCUCACCUUAGGAUAGAGACACAUCGAAAGAUUGUUAUGCAUCCAUACGCUGUAGAUGGCGCCACAUAGUACAUGUUGUGUUGAUUGGUGCUUUACUUGGACAAACUAAAGUGCACAUCGCAGGCAACAAGACAUGGUUAGAAUUUUGCUUUAGGUGAGGUUCAGUUUGAUCUUUUAUCUUCAAAAUGUAGAGAAAUCAAUAAAAGAAAUAUUUCUUUUUCAACUGGUGGUUCAAUCUUUUUUUGAGAGCAGGUGUCAUUUUUUGGACCAAAACACACCAAGUGUACAGUGUUUUAGGACCACAUUCUAAGGUAAAUGCCAUUAUACCUUAAUCAUCUGAGUAAAUCCGUAAUGACGAAAAAGUGUGAGGCGAAGAGAAAGGGUCAGAGAGGGAUUUUUAAAAAUGUGGAUAAAGGAAGAACUGGCUGCAAGUAAAUAUCUGGAAGAAGCCCAUGAAAACUUGUACCUCAGUGUAUGCUCUAUUAGGUAAGGUGGCAUUUACUAUAGGCAGUUAUGUUAAGCAGAGCACGAAAGCCCUCUUACAGUCAUUCUUGAAUGCAUCAACAAGUUCACUGUGCCACCAAAAUGGCAUAUUCCCUUUAUCAUCGCUGGAGACAGUCAAAUUUCUAACAGACUGUGUCAGUAUGAUGGAAGAGACUACAUUUUUCUUUCUUCAUGUCGAUUCUUAUUGAGAUUUACAUACUGCAACCCAGCAGUAAAGUCAAAUAUCAUCUACAGCCAAGUGAACAAACACAUGUCACACAAACAGCUCUUUCAGCAGUCUAUUCACAGGUUUCUCACUGUCAGUGUUCACCUUCCUGGUAUGUCUGGUAUGCCUUCUCUAAGAGGUCAAAACAGGACUUAGAGGAAGCCUGGACAACACUUUGCCUCAACCAGCUGACACCUUAGAUUGCUGUUGGUAGAAUACAGUGGCCUACAUUUCAGUUAUACGCGAGUAUUUAAAAAUUGCCGCUCUUGUUUGGCUCUCCCAUAUAACAAAUCUGACAGACUGAUACAGCAUAUAUAUUUUAAUUACAAACGCAAGCUUAUGUUACGUGAUUAUAUCGUGUGUGUGUGUGUAUAAUACAUAAAAUAUAUAAAACAAAAACACUAACGCGACAUUCAGUACAUGUAGUGGCGGAGGAAGUAUUGAGUAAAGUAGCAAUACUGUCACUUAAGUAAAGGUAUGAAGUAUUAUUGGCAAAAUGAACUCAUAAUUCAGAAAAAUGGCUCCUGUGAGUGCCAUACUAUGAUCUAUUUAUUAGAUUAUUAUCCCAGAUGCAUUCUUUUGCAAGUAGUAUUUUACUGUUGUAGCUGGUGGAGGUGGAGCUAGUUUUAACUGUUGAUAUACUGUUGUGUAGUUUAAUCUAUCGCAGUGAAUCAUAUAUUAUCCGAUCAUCAUAUGUUUUGUAAGUAAAAUCUUAAUCUGUAAUCUUAGCAGUUGAUGUAGUGGGUUAAAAAAUGUCGCGGCGCAAUAUUUCCCUCUGAAAUUAAUCGAAAUAGUAAAAAGUAACAAAUACAAGCGCUUCAAAAUUAUAGGUGCAGUACUUGAGCAAAUGUACUUUGUUGCAUUCCUCCACUGAAAGCAGAAUAUACAUUGUGCACGAUAGUUAUUAUUCAUCAGACAGCCUAUUGUUGAUAUUUCAUUGUGAAAAACGGUCGUUUCAUUGAGCAUUAACGUAGUAAAUAGACAAUGAUAUGUGAUGUCGUUGACGUCGAUUUACCCCGUGAUUUACAGUGGCUCCAUUGAAAAUGGCUUUGGAGACGAUCAGCUGACAUUUACUUAACAGCUGCUUGGAGACAGAGCCAAUCGGUGUUGUGUUUUAUUGACAUCCCUGCCUCUGAGCGGAGGCAGAUAAAGGAGAUGAGAUCACGUUACAAAGACAUCCGCCCGUGAAGUCCCGUCCUGAGCCAAAAAAAAAAAAAACAGCGAGGCGGUCUGCUUCCAGAUCCUCGCACGUCCAUUGGUUAAAACCAUAGGUGUAUCAGGAGGUGUGUGCGCCAUGUCCUCGUCCCUUCUCUACGUUAUUUCCUGCAGAGAGCGAGCCGAGGUUUAACACCGCGGAGGGAGGCGACGCGUCAAGUUUGUAGAAGAGUAGAUCGGUACCUGUGUGUGUGUGUUACCUAAACGGACAGGCGUCCAUCUCUGUAACAGCUCCUGGAAAUGCUCCGGACACUUGUCUCUGAGAGAGAUCGAGGGUCUUGAAAAGGUCACAGCAGCUGAUCCUGAUUCAGCAGAUGGCACUGACGAAUGGGAGACAGACCUAUUCUCUACUCUUAGCUGACACUCUGCUUACUAGACAAGUCUUGGAUCUUAAAUGACAGGUGAAAACAAACUAAGAGGAGCACCUGUAGUCUGGUGAGUGAGGGGUUUUUCCUCCCAGGUUUGGCUUGAUCUCCACCAUGGCAGGGGAUCUCUACAGCCCCCCAUCCCCACUGGGAGAUUCCCUUCUGGACAGUCCCCUGUGUGGAGACCUGAUAGAGGACCUCUGUGACAUCUCCCAGUCCAUAGGAGACAACACGCUGGGAUUUGAUUUCCCAGAGUACCAGAGCCCCUGUUCAGGGUCAGAGAGCUCCAUUGCACUGGACACCUUGACUCCAGCCUCCAGUCCAUCGUCGGGAGUGUGUGGAGCUGCACCAGGCCCCAAGGAGAGCCUCAACCUGGAGUGCCGGGUGUGCCUAGACAAGGCUUCAGGCUUCCACUACGGGGUGCAUGCAUGUGAGGGCUGCAAGGGUUUCUUCAGAAGGACCAUCAGGUUGAAGCUGGAGUACGAUAAGUGUGAACGCAACUGCAAAAUCCAAAAGAAGAAUCGCAACAAGUGCCAGUACUGCCGAUUCCACAAGUGCCUCUCUGUGGGAAUGUCCCACAAUGCCAUCCGGUUUGGUCGGAUGCCCCAGGCAGAGAAGCUGAAGCUCAAGGCGGAAAGCAAGAUGGUGGAGAAAGAAGUGGAAAGCCCCAUGCUGGCCGACCAGGUGAUUUUGGUCAGGCAGAUCCACGAAGCUUACAUGAAGAACUUCAACAUGAACAAGGCGAGAGCACGGCUCAUACUCACCGGAAAGACCAGCAAACCGCAGCCUUUCAUCAUUCACGACAUGGAGUCGUUCCAGCUGGCAGAGAAGACGUUAGCAGCCCAUAUGGUAAACAGUGACUAUCCUGAGCCCAAGGGCGACCUUCAGUCUGGGGAUGUGGUUCCAGGUGUGGGGUGUGGGGAGCUCCAGCAAAGGGAGGCCGAAGCUAGGCUCUUCCAUUGCUGCCAGAGCACCUCGGUGGAGACGGUGACGGAGCUGACGGAGUUCGCCAAGGCGGUGCCGGGCUUCCAGAGCCUGGAUCUGAAUGAUCAGGUGACUCUAUUAAAGUACGGGGUUUACGAAGCCCUCUUCACCCUCCUGGCUUCCUGCAUGAAUAAAGAUGGCCUCUUGGUGGCCCGUGGUGGAGGCUUCAUCACACGUGAAUUCCUCAAAAGCCUCCGGCGUCCAUUUAGCGACAUGAUGGAGCCCAAGUUCCAGUUUGCCACACGCUUCAACUCUUUGGAGCUGGAUGACAGUGACCUGGCCCUUUUUGUGGCUACCAUUAUAUGCUGUGGAGACCGUCCUGGCCUGGUGGAUGUAGCUCUAGUUGAGCAGCUGCAGGAAGGCAUUGUUCAGGCACUACAGCUCCACCUGCUGGCCAACCACCCUGACGACACCUUCCUCUUUCCCAGACUUCUGCAGAAACUGGCCGACCUUCGGGAACUGGUCACCGAGCAUGCUCAGUUGGUGCAGGAAAUCAAGACAACAGAGGACACGUCACUGCACCCUCUCCUGCAAGAGAUAUAUAGGGACAUGUACUGAGAGGUUAGCAAAUGGUCAUGAACAGGGACAUGUAUUAAAAUGUUUAUGUAAGCCAGGUAUACCCAAAACUUGGUGUACAUACAGUAUACAACAGUAAUUGAUACUAUCAUGCCUAUCAGUGUACUGUAAGUAACUUAUUGUGCUGCUUCUAUAGAUUCACACUGCUGUGACCAUGAAAUGAGACAAAUGAAACAUCAUAGAAGGGUAGAGAUACAUUUUUUAAGUGCAUCGAUUUAAACUAAAACCACCCAUUUGCCACGGAUUGGGUCCCGGAGACCAGCUUUUGCCCUCCGGACAGAAGUAAUGAACAAAAGCUCAAUAGGGAGUUCGCUAUGCAAAUAUGCAUGGGAGAACAAAUAUUAAAGAUACCCGGACAUGACUGCCACAGUCAUGCAUGCGCUGAAGCUAAAUACUAGUUGUGCCUGUGAACAAUAAGGUGAAUAUUUUGUAACAUUUUAAAUCUUUGAUACAACUAUGGUGUUGGUGGUGCUAAAGGGGAUAAAAUUCGUAUUCCUAAUAUCUUGGAUCAUUUCGUUGAUAUGUUUAAAGGUCAUUUUAAUGUGGUUAAUAUAAACGUCAUGUCCUUUUAAUGUGUACUAGUGCCUUAUUGAUAUCAGCCAAAUUUCCCUUGAGAGAUUAGUGGUUGAAGAAAACACCAACAGAAAAUUUCACCGAGUGCUAUUUUUUUCACCAGCAUAUUUCCUCCCUUAUACAUCCACCACAUAACAAAUACAGAAUGGACUCCUUUUUCUAGAACCAUGGAUCAAUAUAAGUAUAAGUAUUUAAUGUUGCACCAGGGAAUGUUCUCACAUAGUAUUAAAUCAACCAUCAUUUGAAAAUGUUUAAUUUUAUAAGUUAUGUAUUUAUUUGAUCCCUUCCUACUGCUAAGCCAAUACAACAUGAUAUUUCACUUUAAACCUGUUUUUCAGAUCAGUAUUACCAUGUAUAAAAUCGCUUGCACAAAUUCUGCAAUUAGGACACUUUUUUUUUUUUCAAGAAAAAAAUCUGUGUUGGCCAGUAUUGAGUAUUUUGACCACAAACACUAUCUAUCUGUUUUAUUUUGUAAAUAUGACAAGAAUGUGAUCACAGGGAAAGCGAUGUAUGUCUGCACACAGUAACACAGAUUAGAUGUCACCUCCCAGUGUAGUACUAAAACAUUGUUUCUUGUCAUAAUUAAACUGUUUAUAUUUUUUUAUCAUGCACAGUCCAGUGUACAAUAAGAAGAUGUAUUUGCUGUUAUAAUAAAAGGAAUUAUGAUGUGGGGUUGCCCCGAAUAAACUACUAUAUUUUCA
Messenger RNA from Xiphias gladius (swordfish), 6407 nucleotides. RefSeq names its product peroxisome proliferator-activated receptor alpha a (gene pparaa). Gene Ontology annotation, molecular function: zinc ion binding; RNA polymerase II cis-regulatory region sequence-specific DNA binding; nuclear receptor activity. Gene Ontology annotation, biological process: positive regulation of transcription by RNA polymerase II; negative regulation of inflammatory response; negative regulation of transcription by RNA polymerase II. Gene Ontology annotation, cellular component: nucleus. The coding region runs from base 3688 to 5115 and encodes 475 amino acids. The transcript has 9 exons. NCBI's taxonomy places the organism in Eukaryota, Metazoa, Chordata, Actinopteri, Istiophoriformes, Xiphiidae. The record is from RefSeq and is a predicted model, not a curated record.